Messenger RNA from Mytilus californianus (California mussel), 3555 nucleotides. RefSeq lists its product as uncharacterized. Gene Ontology annotation, cellular component: cytoplasm; spindle microtubule; nucleus. The coding region runs from base 82 to 2928 and encodes 948 amino acids. The record is from RefSeq and is a predicted model, not a curated record. Lineage: Eukaryota; Metazoa; Mollusca; Bivalvia; Mytilida; Mytilidae. Gene Ontology annotation, biological process: regulation of cell cycle. The transcript has 8 exons.
CAAGGUGACAUAUAUUAUAUAUUGACUAGCAGAGUAUAAUCUUCUGUCAGACAUACCAACAUAGCUGAGGAGUGUAAUAGCAUGAUGAGUUUGGUUUAUAUUUGCAAAUAUCCGCAUCUUCGUAUUUACUGCGUGCAACUAAGAAUUGUUAACCUAAUAUAUUCUUUGGAAGGAUGUAGAUGCAGCAAUCCAAUUCUUCUGAUAUGUUUGGAAAAAUGUGAAAUUCAAUUAACUUGCCGAGAGAAAGUAGGAAAUCGUUAUGCAUUGCUAAAUGGUAAAAGUGGAAGUCAUAUUUUGUUCAAUGAAUGGGUACCAAAUUCGUCUAUAAAGUCCGAACAAAAUUGCAAGGAUAUAUCAAGUCGUAGAAAACUCGUUGUUUUAAAAAGUUUUUGUUGUUCAAAUUGGAUGCAUACUAUUAUUCCCUGUAUCAAAGGAGUGCAAAUAAUUGGAGGUCACACGACUGAUAUUAUUCUGAAAGCGAAAAGGAGCAGUGCAGUUCCGUUUUUAAGUGCUUUUUUGUUUGAUUAUAUGCGGUGCAGUGACACAGCUUCAGUGAGUCUACUCUCGGUACUGCUAUGCAUUGUCAAAAUAUUUCAUUUACAUAGUUUCAUAUUCCACCUAUCUCAAUAUUGUUGUAAUCAGUUCUUUCGUGACAUCGAAAUGUAUUGUAGCCAUACGACAGAUGUUUAUUUUAAGAUUGCAAAGCAAUCUUUCGCUUUUGUAUGUGUGUUUUUAUUUUCGAUUGUAUCAAUGGAAGUAUUACAGAUACUUAAACAUAUCGUAUAUAAAUUAUUUGCAGAAUUAUCAGGUAAUCGUCUUUUAAUUUUUCAUUUUCCAAAAAAACAGUUCCAAACCAUCAAUACAGAAAAAGAUAUAAUGAGUUUAAAGUCCUUUUUAAAGCAAAAUAUACAGCCUUUGAAGCCAAGACAAACCUUAACCGUAUUUCCCAUUUACGGAAAAACUUCAAACGCAGCGACAAUGAGACAACAGCUAGAUAGCUCUUUAAUACCAGAAAGAAGUACGGACAAUAAAGGAUCAGUAAACGCAGCGACAAUGAGACAACAUCUUGAUAGUUCUUUAAUACCAGAAAGAAGUAUGGACAAUGGAGGCACAGUAAACGCAACGACAAGAGGACAACAAGAAGGUUAUACUUUGAUGCCAGAAAAAAAAAUGGAAAGCGAGCUUUUGCGACUGUCGACUUUAUGCAAUUUCCCUGUGUUCGGAAUAAGUCUUAUACGCUUAGCGGAAUAUGGGUUUUAUUCGGAAGGAAAUAACGAUGAACUGGUUUGUUAUUCUUGUGGCAAUCGGGUUAAAGGAUGGACUCCUUACAGCGACCAUUCGGACGUCAAUAAUCACUAUUCGAACUGCCAACAUGUCAGAAAAAAGAAAUUUGCGGUACCACUUGAAGCUUCAGGUUGUUCACAAGAUUUUACACAAAUGGGGAAACCAGAUGGGAAUACAGAACAGCUCUGCGACGAGUAUAUCUCUUCAGAUGUGUCGAUCAUGUGUACGGAUGAUGGAAAUGACGCAAUUCCUCCGAACUUGAUUGUGUCUAGUAAAAACGAAGGACAACAAAAUAAUCAGUCAAGAACCAUAGGACAAGCUAUGUCAACAGAAACAUCUUCGGAGGCGAAUGGAAAUGAAGUAUAUCCAUACAUUUCUGAAAAGUAUGGUUUAUCUCGAGGAAUAGGUUAUUCUGACAAUGCUGUAAGAAGAGAAUUUGGCGUAUCAAUCAAUCAAAACAGUGAAUCACAAGGUACGGGAACUCACGAGUCAUCACUAAUGAAUGGAAGGCAAAUGUUCCCACCAACUUAUACGAGAGAAAUAUCAGUCGACGGUAAUACAAACAUUACUGAUAGUUUAAACCUUCUCUCUCUAGAAUCCGAAGAGCAAAUGCCAUAUUUCUCUGGUAUAACUCAAAAUCCACGUAAUCAUCUACCUUCUUUAAGCCACCAACCGAUGACAAAACAAAACGAAUCACUAGGAAGUAACCCAGAACAAUUAACUUUUAAAUACGACGGAAGACUGAUGAAAAUGAAAUAUCCAAAUUACGAGCUACUGCAAAAAAGGAGAGAUUCUUUUUUUGACUGGCCAGCAAACAGGGAUUUCCUUCAUCCUUAUGAUCUCGCUGAAUGCGGAUUUUUCUUCACCCAUUUUGAAGACUGUGUACGAUGUUUUCAGUGUGGAAUUGGUUUAAGGAACUGGGAAGACAAUGAUAAUGUGUGGGUCGAACAUGCACGAUGGUCACGAAAAUGCCAGUACCUCACUAUACGGAAAGGAAAAGAAUUCAUUGAUACCGUUGUACAAAUGUUAGGACUAAACACCGACGGAGAAAACAUGCAAAGUGAACCACUCCAACUAGAACCAACAGACAUAACACAAUCUACUCGAAAUCCACUUGAGCAUGAUGCUGCACAGUAUGUUCUAUCAGAAAAGAUAUUUGAUGAUGUGGAACUCGUUAGAGUAUGCAUAAUAUCGCUAAUAGAAACAACAGGUUGGGAUUCAAUUACGAUUGAACUUCUUGUCACCUCCAUGCUUGAGAUGAGUGCAACUGAAUUAGCUUCUCCGAACGACAAUAAAGCGACCAAUAGUCAAUCUAAUGGAUCUAAACCUUGCAUGGAUUGUCCUGUUGAAACUGGAAAUCCUACAUCACGUGGAACGGAAAUCAAAUCAUCAACUACAGAGUCAAUAGCAACAGUUGUUGAAAUUGACCAGUCAAAGAAAGCUGAGGAUGAUCCCGAAGAACUACAAAAAGAGAUAGAAAAAAUGAAAGAUCUUUAUACCUGCAAAAUAUGUUUAGACGAAAAAGUAGGUGUAACAUUCCUCCCGUGUGGUCAUUUGGUGACAUGCUCACAGUGCUCACCCAAAUUAAGAAGGUGUCCUCUUUGUAGAACAUUCAUUCGAAGUACAAUUCAAACGAAAAUAUAACAUCUUUAUGUUUGUGUUUAAACCCAAUAUCUCUAUUACAAUAAAAGCAAUUACCACAAAUGGAAGUUUCUUAUGUGUAUGAUGAUAUGCACUGAAGUGUGCCAAGAAUGUCUCCAUGAUGCACGUCAGGGAACAAUUAUCAACAUGUGAAUUGGACAAUGAUGAUAUUUUUUAUCGCUCGCAUUUCAUUUUGCUACAGAAAUGAACUCAUCAAACAAUAAUUGAAAUUUAUUACGCUUUACAUGACACUUUUUUGUUAACUUUACAUUGCCGUCCGCUAAGAAUGACGAAAAUUAACGGUGCUUAACUUCUGUUUUAGAACGAGUCAAAAACAUACCAUUAACACAACGUUGUUAUGUAACAUUGAUGUUUGCCAAUCUAAAAUAAAUAUGAAAUUGAAUGGAAGAGCUUACCACUUGAAAUGAAUACGUCAAUAGCAUGUCUUAUGGCAGAACAAAGUUAAGAUUUUCUUAUUUCACUAAUGACAGCUAGUAAUUUUAACACAAGUAAGCUGUUAACCUAUGUACAUAUUUAUAUGAUUAUGGAAAUCAGGAUAUAACCAAUGUUUGAAAUUGUUUUCUGUCUCUAGCAAUGAUAUAUAAAAAGGUUUUUGAAAUAAAUAAAAAC